GCUGACUCUUGUCACUUGAAUUACAACACUUGUGACUUUAUCAAAACAAUGACAAAACAUGAACACAAAAUGCGCUGAAGACUUAGCGGUUAUAACCUUCUCGAAAGAUACAGUGUAACGGUAGGACGAAAUGAAUGACUUGGAUUAUUUAUUUAAACCAAUAGUACUUGUUACUGGAUUUGGUCCAUUUAUAAACCACCCCAUAAAUGCAAGUUGGGAAGCAGUCAAACUUUUAAAGAAGGAUGAAAUCGAAAAGAAGCAUAAAAUUGAACUAGUCCAACUUGAACUACCUGUGACCUAUGAAAAUGUAGACGAGUUUGUUCCAGCUUUAUGGGAGACACAUGAACCUAAGCUCACAAUCCAUGUUGGUGUAUCGAAAAUAGCUAAAGAUAUAACAAUAGAGAAACAAGCUCACCGUAAAGGCUACCAAAGAGUAGACUACUUUGAUAAAUGUCCAGCAAACAAUACUUGCUGUGCAGAAGGGGCUAUAAGAAUUCAGACUAAACUAAAUGUAGAGAAACUAUGCUCAGACUUUAAUGAAAACUCUGUAGAUGGCUCUAAAGCUGUAGUAUCAUUAGAUGCUGGAAGAUAUCUUUGUGAGUACAUUUAUUACACAUCUCUCAGCAUUGACAAUAAUCGCACAUUGUUUGUACAUGUUCCGGAUUUAUCCAUAUAUAGUCCUGAACAAACUGCACAUGCUCUUGAACAUAUUUUAGACCUGUGUUUGGAACAACUCCUUAUACCAUUGCCCCAAGCCAAAGAGGAUGAAAAUGUAUAAUAUUUUCCUAUAAACCUA
This is a messenger RNA of Pieris brassicae (large cabbage white), 796 nucleotides long. RefSeq names its product pyroglutamyl-peptidase 1. Gene Ontology annotation, molecular function: pyroglutamyl-peptidase activity. Gene Ontology annotation, biological process: proteolysis. Gene Ontology annotation, cellular component: cytosol. The coding region runs from base 131 to 778 and encodes 215 amino acids. The record is from RefSeq and is a predicted model, not a curated record. The transcript is spliced from 3 exons. NCBI's taxonomy places the organism in Eukaryota, Metazoa, Arthropoda, Insecta, Lepidoptera, Pieridae.